Molecule: messenger RNA, 6142 nt
Organism: Elgaria multicarinata webbii
Lineage: Eukaryota; Metazoa; Chordata; Lepidosauria; Squamata; Anguidae
Gene: BAZ1B
Product: bromodomain adjacent to zinc finger domain 1B
Exons: 19
Coding region: 108-4661 (1517 amino acids)
Biological process (GO): chromatin remodeling; DNA damage response
Cellular component (GO): WICH complex
Molecular function (GO): histone H2AXY142 kinase activity; histone binding
Source: RefSeq, a predicted model, not a curated record
GCCGCCGGCUUCGGGCCUCCCUCGCGCGCGCGCGCUGCGCUGAGAGCGGGAGGAGGCGGCGUCGCUCCCGCCAUUUUCGCGGCCCCCUCAGCCGCCGGUCCCGGGCGAUGGCGCCGCUGCUGGGCCGCAAGCCCUUCCCGCUGGCCAAGCCGCUGCCGGCGGCGGCCACCACGACCCCGACCCCGACCCCGCCGGCCGAAGGGGAGCCCACCACCACCGCCACCACCACGACGACGGCGCCGGAGCCGGAGCCGGAGCCCCGCUUCGUCAUCGCCCACACGCAGGAGGCCUUCCGAAGCAGCGAAGAGUACGAAGCCCGAUUAGAGAAAUACGGCCAGCGGAUAUGGACCUGCAAGAGCACCGGAAGCAGUCAGCUGACACACAAGGAAGCCUGGGACGAGGAGCAGGAAGUCGCUGAGCUCUUGAAAGAGGAGUUCCCGGUCUGGUAUGAGAAACUCGUCCUAGAAAUGGUUCACCACAACACAAUCUCCUUAGAAAAGCUGGUCGACACCUCCUGGCUGGAGAUCAUGACCAAGUUUGCUGUGGGAGAGGAGUGUGACUUUGAGGUGGGGAAAGAGAAGGUGUUGCGGGUGAAGGUGGUGAAGCUGCAUCCUCUGGAGAAGGCGACCGAGGAAGAGGCGGCUGAGAAGAAGGCCGACGGGGCCUGCGAUUCCCCGUCCAGUGACAAGGAGAACUCCAGCCAAGUGGUCCAGGACAACCCAAAGGAAGACGACAGCAGGAGAGAGAGUCUGAGUGACCGGGCACGCCGAUCUCCUCGGAAGCUUCCGACUUCUCUGAAGAAGGAAGAGAAGAAGUGGGUGCCUCCAAAAUUCUUGCCGCACAAAUAUGACGUCAAGCUGCAAAAUGAGGACAAGAUCAUCAGCAACGUGCCGGCAGACAGCUUAAUCCGCACCGAGCGGCCUCCGAACAAGGAGAUCCUGCGCUACUUCAUCCGCCACAACGCCCUCCGGGCCGGGACGGGCGAGAACGCCCCCUGGGUGGUCGAGGACGAGCUGGUGAAGAAAUACUCCCUUCCCAGCAAGUUCAGUGACUUCUUGCUUGACCCACAUAAAUACCUGACCCUCAACCCCUCGACGAAGAGGAAGAGCGCUUCGUCCCCCGAUCGGAAGCCUUCCAAAAAGGCCAAGUCGGAUGGCUCUGCCCCGGGCCAGGGUCUGAGCCCCUCGCUGUGGUGCAGCGUGCACUUGAAGAAGCCGAUUCUGGGCUCCCCGCUGAAAGUCAAGAACUCCAAGAACCCCAAAUCUCCCACAGAGGAGCUGGAGGAGGUGAUGAAGAUGAUGUCUCCCGGGAAACUUGGCAACAACUUCAACAGGAAGCGGCUGGGGAAGUCUCUGGACCCCAAGCAGAAGAACAAGAGGCUGCUGAACGGGCAAAAGUCUUCCGGGAAAUCCAGGUCUCCCAGGAAGGAUUCCAAGAUGAAAAUGAAGCAGAUGACGCUGCUGGACAUGACGAAGGGCACGGCCAAGGUGUCGAGAGCGCCGAGGGGUUCGGGGGGCAGCCCCCGGUCCUCCAGCAAGCCCCCCAAGCACCUCCCGCCCGCGGCCCUCCACCUCAUCGCCUACUACCGGGAGAACAAGGACCGCGAGGACAAGAAGAGCGCCCUCUCCUGCAUCAUCUCCAAGACGGCCCGGCUGCUGUCCAGCGAGGACCGGGCCCGGCUGCCGGAGGAGCUGCGGGGCAUCGUGCAGAAGCGCUACGAGCUCCUGGAGCACCGGAAGAACUGGGCCUCCAUGACGGAGGACCAGCGGAAGGAGUACCUGAAGGAGAAGCGCGAGAAGAUCAAGGAGAAGCUGAAGGAGCGGGCCCGGGAGCGGCGGGAGAGGGAGCUGCUGGAGAAGCUGGAGAAGCAGAAGCGCUACGAGGACCAAGGCCUCCGGGGCAGCCCCCUGCCCGCCUUCCGGCUGGUGGACACGCCCGAGGGGCUGCCCAACGCCCUCUUCGGCGACGUGGCCAUGGUCGUGGAGUUCCUGAGCGGCUACUCGGGGCUGCUGCUGCCCGACGCGCCCUACCCCAUCACGGCCGUCUCCCUCAUGGAAGCCCUCUGCGCCGAGAAGGGCGGGUUCCUCUACCUGAACAGGCUCCUGGUCAUCCUGCUGCAGACCCUGCUGCAAGACGAGAUUGCGGAGGACUACCUGGAGCUGGGCAUGAAGCUCUCCGAGAUCCCCCUCACGCUGCACUCCGUCUCCGAGCUGGUCCGCCUGUGCUUGCGCAAGUCGGACCUCCAGGAGGAGAGCGACGCUUCGGAGCACACCGAGGAGGGCAAAGAGCUGGCGGCCUUCGAGGACGACGAGGUGCAGGACGAGUUCCUGGAGAAGCUGGAGACCUCGGAGUUCUUCGACCUGACCCCCGAGGAGAAGCUGCAGAUCCUGACGGCCCUCUGCCACCGGAUCCUCAUGACCUACUCGGUGCAGGACCACGUGGAGGCGAAGCAGCAGGCGUCGGCCGAGCUGUGGAAGGAGCGGCUGGCGGUGCUGAAAGAGGAGAACGACAAGAAGCGGGCCGAGAAGCAGAAGCGGAAGGAGAUGGUGGCGCGGAGCAAGGAGAGCGGCAAGGAGGAGAGCGGCCUGGGGAAGGGGGAGCCGCGGAGGAAGGGGGCCGAGCCCGAGAAAGCCGUCAAGGCGGAGCCCCGGGCCGAGGGCGAAGCGGAGGACAUGAUCAGCACCGUCAAGAGCAGGCGGCUGCUGGCCAUCCAGGCCAAGAAGGAGAAGGAGCAGCAAGAGAUGCAGAUGAGGGUAAAACUUGAGAAAGAAGCAGAAGAGGAGAGAAUUCGCAAGCACAAAGCUGCGGCUGAAAAGGCCUUCCAAGACGGCAUCGCCAAAGCCAAGCUGGUCAUGCGCAGGACGCCCAUCGGCACAGACCGCAACCACAACCGGUAUUGGCUCUUCUCUGACGAGGUGCCCGGGUUGUUCAUCGAGAAGGGCUGGGUCCACGACGGCAUAGACUAUAGCUUUACGCCUCCGAGUGAGGAAGAGGAGGAGGAGGAGGAAGAGGAAGUGGACGAAGAGGAGGAGGACUACCAGCAAGACAUGCAGGACACCCUGGUGGAAGGCAGCGUUUUGAACACUCCGCAGGGGAUCUUGCCCAUUCCGGAAAUUCCCGUUGAGACCACGGUGCCCAAGCAAGGACAGAACCUGUGGUUUCUUUGUGACAGCCAGAAAGAGCUGGACGAACUGCUCGCUUGCUUGCAUUCGCAGGGGAUCCGAGAGAGCCAGCUGAAAGACCGGCUGCAGAAGAGGUAUCCGGACGUCGCGCAUUCCAUUCACUUGGCCCGGAAGCAGAACCCAGGCCUGAAGUCCUGCGACGGCAACCAAGAGCUGCUGAGCUUCUUGCGCAGUGACCUCAUCGAAGUUGCCACCCGCCUGCAGAAAGGGGGCCUGGGGUACAUCAGCGAGGCUGAGUUUGAAGCCAGGGUCUGCUCGCUGGAGAACCUGAGGGACUUUGGGGAGUGCGUGGUGGCCCUCCAGGCCAGCGUCAUCAAGAAGUUCUUGCAAGGCUUCAUGGCCCCCAAGCAGAAGAGGAGGAAACCUCAAGGAGAAGACGCGGCCGCCAAGGCAGAGGAGGUGGACGAAGAGAAGAAGGUGGCCGAAGAAGCCAAGGUCGCUUCCGCCGUGGAGAAGUGGAAGGUGGCCAUCCGCGAGGCGCAGACCUUCUCGCGCAUGCAUGUGCUGCUGGGCAUGCUCGACGCCUGCAUCAAGUGGGACAUGUCGGCGGAGAACGCCCGGUGCAAAGUGUGCCGGAAGAAAGGUGAGGACGACAAGCUCAUCUUGUGUGACGAGUGCAACAAAGCCUUCCACCUGUUCUGCCUGCGGCCAGCCCUCUACGAGAUCCCGGAAGGCGAGUGGCAGUGCCCGGCGUGCCAGCCCUCCGUGGCCAGGCGCAGCUCGCGGGGCAGGAACUACGCUGAAGACUCUGUGGAAGAGGAGAGCGAGGCCAGGGAGGAGGAAUCGGAGGAAGAGGAGGAAGAGGAGGAGGAGGAGGAGGAGGAAGACUACGAAGUCGCUGGAUUGAAACUGAGGCCCAGGAAAGCAGCCAAGGGCAAGCAAGGCGGCACAGCGGCAGACCCCCCGCGGAGGGGCCGGCAUCCAGGCAAGAAGCGGGGGCCACAUGCCCCCCGAGGCUCCCGGCAGCUGUCUGCGCCCAGCAGCGAGGCCGACAUCGACGAGCUGGUGCUUCAGACGAAGAAACUCUCUCGCCGGCAGACCCUGGAGCUGCAGAAGUGCGAGGAGAUCCUCAACAAGCUGGUCAAGUACCGCUUCAGCUGGCCGUUCAGGGAGCCGGUGACCACCGAAGAGGCGGAAGAUUACUUUGAGGUGAUCAGCAGCCCCAUGGACUUCCAGACCAUGCAGAGCAAGUGUUCCUGCGGCAGCUACCGGUCCGUGCAGGACUUCCUCUCCGACGUCAAGCAGGUCUUCGCCAACGCCGAGCAGUACAACCAGAACGGCAGCCACGUCCUCUCCUGCCUGGAGAAGACGGAACAGUGCUUGAUAGACAUGCUGCACAAGCAGCUGCCCGGCCACACGUACGCCCGCCGGAGACGCAAGCGGCCCGCGGCCCAGCCCGGCCCGGGGCUGGAGGAGGCCGACGGGGGCAGCGACCCGGACGCGCUGGAGUACGCGCGGGGGCGGAAGCGGAAGAAAUGAGGGGGCCCCCGCCGGAGCAGGCCUCCCCCGCGACGCAGCAGGACGGGCUGCCCAGGCGGAGCUGGGGGGUGGAAGCGGGCCCCGUCUCCCCCUGGGCUCGCUCCCCUCUCAGCCGCUCCCCCGAGUGCAACGCCGGAUGAGGAGCUCCUUGGCCGUGCCCUGCGCGGAGGCCGAAGAGGGGUCCGGGGCCGCCUCCGAAGCGGAGCGGCUGCCGCCCAGGGGCAGGCAGGAGGUCCGGCCCUCCGCCCGUUUGGAGGCAAGCCGGCCCGCGGGCUGCGCGAUGGCGUUCGUAUUUAUAGGCGAUCCCCCCUCUUCCCCCCCCCCCCCGUGAGGAAGCCCCCGUGUAAAGUGGGCAAGCACUUACCUUCCUAGGGCAACCACCGUUCACCAGCAUCUCUGUGCAGACCAGCUUUGAGGGUGCUUGUCUCCCUCCUCUGGCCUCUUUAUUUGGGGAGGGGGCAAGGAGGGGUGCUCCUUCCCCCUCCCCCCCAGCACGUCCCCAAGUGCAGUGAGGAGCAGCGCGUUUGGGGCCAGGAGCGCGGCGGCUUCUCUCACUUUGUAAACCCCUUUUUUUCUAGUUAAGGAAAGAUUCUCAUUUCCAGCAGUGACCCUUGUACAAAAAAAGGCCUUGUAAAGAUAACAAUCGUCCCGGCUCUGAUAUGUACAGUUUCUAUGAGGAUGUGUUUGCUUUAUAUCUCCUUCCCCCCCCCCCCCCCGCCAGCCGCCCUUCUAUCAAACCCCCCCCCCCUGUUUUUUCUUAGAUAGAAGUAGUUGGACUCAGCCCAGGGGAACCCGCCAGGGUUGUACACUUUGUAGACCUGCUCUGGGCGCCUUUUAUAGCUAUCCCCACUCACCCACCCACCAGCCUGCCUCUGCUUCUUCCCCUCCUCAUGCCGGACUCCGGGUCAGGUCAGCGGAGGCUCUGACCUCGGCACAGUGGGAGGCAGGGACCUCCUGGGGGGAGCCCCGUGCCGGCCUGGGCCGCCUCCUUGAGGUUUCGCCUCCUUUCUCAGAGGAAGCUUCUCCGUUUACCUGUUUCCUCCCAUUUCAAGGAGCUUCCCCCCCCCCUUUGGUUUUGAGCGUGAGGCUGUGGGAUUGUGGGCCAGGUGGGAUUCUCAUUCUGCUCUGAGUGAGCCCUGCCGGUCCAGCGUUGGAUGCCGAUCGCCCCCAUCUGGCAUUAGGGGUCCUCCCCGUCUCCCUCCCUUCCUUCUGGGGAUGAACUUCCCUGGAUCGUUCCUGCCACGGACACCCCCUUUUCGCCACCUCACUUUGGCUCGAGCACUGAGAUCCCUCAGUUGCAGCCUGCCUGCUUUCUCGCCCUCCUGUUUCUGUUCUGUUCUGUUUUUUGUUUUGUUCUUCAAUCCCUACACAAUGGAAACUUCUGGGACAUUUUUUAAGAGGUUGUUGUUUGUGGGAGGGAGGAUUCUGCUAAGGGCUGUACUUGUAAUAAAUUGGAAAUACAAAAAAAGAGCGCGCGAGAG